UCGGCUGGCCGCAGAGUCCGCCGAAGCUCAGCAGCUGCUGAGGCGGCUGAGGGGUUGGGGGGGGCGGGAGUUGCGGAAAAUGUCUCGAAGUUUGGCGGCCGCGGAGGCUCGGCUUUCGGCAGAGACGGAGGGCCCGAAGGAGUAAGAUCCUCCUAUUUUUGGAAGGUGUAAGUGAAAACCAGACGAGAAAGUUUGGUCUUUCAAGUGGACAUGGCUCAGCUAUCCAGCAGCAAUGGAUUUAAGCAGUGUUCAUCUUCACAUGUGGGACAAGCACGAUCAAAAGAUGUGGAUAAAGAAGAAGCAUUACAGAUGGAAGCAGAGGCUUUAGCAAAACUGCAAAAGGAUAGGCGAGUGACUGGCAACCAGAAAAGCUUUGAUUCAUCAUCCACCACCAGACAAAAGGCCCAAGUUUAUAGCAAACAGGAUUAUGAUCUCAUGGUAUUUCCUGAAUCUGAUACCAAAAAAAGAGCAGUAGAUAUCGAUGUCGAAAAGCUCACUCAAGCCGAACUGGAGAAAUUAUUGCUGGAUGACAGUUUCGAGACUAGGAAGACACCUGUAUUGCCAGUCGUGCCCGUUCUGAACCCUUCAUUUUCAGCACAGCUCUGUCUCAGACCUGCUGUUGAGCGAGGAGCGUGGCCAUCAGGGUUGUCUGGAACUUCAUCUUACACUUUGCCUUCUAUUUAUCAGUCAACCUACUGUAGCAAACCGACCGCAUUCCAGAAUGGCUUCAGUCCCAGAAUGCCCCCUUUCCCAGCUACAGAACCCCUGUACUUAAGUCUUCCAGGACAGUCUCCGUAUUUCCCCUACCCGUUGGCACCAGCCGCCUCAUUCCACCCACAAGGAAGCCUCCCUGUCUACCGGCCAGUGGUCAGUCCUGAUAUGACAAAGCUGUUUGACAAGAUAGCUAGUACAUCUGAAUUCUUAAAAAAUGGGAAAGCGAGGACUGAUUUGGAGAUAAAUCCCAAAGCCUCGAUACACAGUCCGCAGGUGUCUCCAAAGUCUGAAGGGAUCAGUAAGUUCGACUGGUUAGACUUGGAUCCUCUGAAUAAACCGAAGGUGGACAAUGUAGAGGGGCUGGGCUGGGAGGAGGAGGAAGCUGUCCCGAGUUUGCUAGCAGAGGAUCCUUGGGAUGCUGUGCUUCUUGAGGAGAGGUCACUGGCAAGUUGUCACCACGAGAGAAAGGUGAAUGGAAAGUCUCCUUCUGGGGUGACCGUAACAAGAAGCCAGUCUUUAAAUAUUCGAACAACCGAGCUCACGAAACUCCAGGGCCAAAUAUCUCAGAAAGACUCAAAAGGGACCAAUAGUUUGCCACCUGGAAGUUCUCUCCUGCAAGGAAUUGAAGUACAAAAUGAGGAGGUAGCAGCCUUUUGUCAGUCCAUUACAAAACUGAAGACCAACUUCCCAUAUACCAGUCAGUGUACAAAUCCCGGCUAUUUGUUAAGUCCAGUCACAGUGCAAAGAAAUAUAUGUGGAGAAAGUGCUAGUGUGAAGGUCUCCAUUGAGAUUGAAGGAUCUCAGCUACCAGUUACUUUUACAUGUGACGUGAGUUCUACUGUAGAAAUAAUUAUAAUGCAAGCCCUCUGCUGGGUCCAUGAUGACUUAAAUCAAGUAGAUGUUGGCAGGUAUGCUCUGAAAGUUUGUGGUCAAGAAGAAGUCUUGCAAAAUAAUCAUUGCCUUGGAAGUCAUGAACAUAUUCAGAACUGUCGAAAAUGGGACACAGAGAUUAAACUACAACUCUUAACCUUCAGUGCAAUGUGCCAAAAUUUGGCCCGAACUGCAGAAGAUGAUGAAAUGCCUGUGGAUUUAAACAAACACCUCCAUCAAAUAGAAAAACCUUUUAAAGAAGUCAUGACAAGACGCCCUGUAGAAGAACUUUUAGAUUCUUAUCACAGCCAAGCGGACCUGGCUCUGAAGAGUGAGAGUCAGCAUCAAGCAGAUCAAGUAAUUAAAGCAGUAAGAAAAAUCUGCAAUGCCUUAGACGGUGUAGAGACGCUUGCUAUUACUGAAGCAGUGAAGAAGCUAAAGAGAGCCGUGAAUCUUCCCAGGAGUAAAAGUUCUGAUGUGACUUCACUGUCUGGAGGAGACACUAGCAAGUGCUCAUCAAGAGGCUCACUGAAUCCCGAAAAUUCUGUUCAAGUAAGCAUUGGCCAAUUAACGGAAGCAAUUUAUGAUCUUCUUAGACUCCGUGCAAAUUCUGGUAGGACUCCUACAGACUGUGCCCACGGUAGCAAGAACACUAAGGAAGCGUGGACCACAACAGAACAACUUCAGUUUACUGUUUUUGCUGCACAUGGCAUUUCUAGUAACUGGGUAUCAAAUUAUGAAAAAUACUACUUGAUAUGUUCCCUGUCUCACAAUGGAAAGGAUCUUUUUAAACCUAUUCAGUCAAAGAAGGUUGGCACUUAUAAGAACUUCUUCUAUCUGAUUAAGUGGGAUGAACUAAUCAUUUUCCCCAUUCAGAUAUCCCAAUUACCACUAGAAUCACUUCUUCACCUUACUCUUUUUGGAAUUUUAAAUCAGAGCAGUGGAAGCUCCCCUGAUUCUAAUAAGCAGAGAAAGGGGCCAGAAGCUUUGGGCAAAGUUUCUUUACCACUUUUUGACUUUAAAAGGUUUUUAACAUGUGGAACUAGACUUCUGUAUCUUUGGAUAAAUCCUGUUCCUGGAACACUCCCCAAAAAAGGACAUGUGAUGGAGAGAAUAGUGUUACAGGUUGAUUUUCCUUCUCCUUCAUUUGACAUCAUUUAUACCACUCCACAAGUUGACAGAAGCGUCAUACAGCAACAUAGCUUAGAAACCCUGGAGGACGAUAUAGAAGGGAAGCUUCUUGACAUCCUUCACAAACCCUCAUCACUCGGACUUUCUAAAGAAGAUAAAGCCUUUUUAUGGGAGAAACGUUAUUAUUGCCUGAAACACCCAAAUUGUCUUCCUAAAGUGCUGGCAAGUGCCCCAAGCUGGAAAUGGCUUAAUCUCGCCAAGACCUACUCACUGCUUCAGCAGUGGCCUGCAUUGCACCCACUGACAGCACUGGAACUUCUCGAUUCAAAAUUUGCUGACCAGGAAGUGAGAUCUCUGGCCGUGUCGUGGAUUGAAGCAAUUAGUGACGAUGAGCUAACAGAUCUUCUUCCACAGUUUGUGCAGGCUUUGAAAUAUGAAAUUUACUUGGACAGUUCUUUAGUGCACUUUCUUCUGUCCAGGGCAUUGGGAAACAUACGUAUAGCACACAAUUUAUAUUGGCUCCUCAAAGAUGCCUUGUAUGAUGCACACUUUGGUACCCGGUAUGAACACAUCUUGGGUGCUCUCCUCUCAGUCGGAGGAAAAGGGCUCCGAGGAGAACUUUUGAGGCAGACAAAACUUGUACAGCUGUUAGGAGCAGCAGCAGAAAAAGUAAGACAGGCCAGCGGAUCAACCAGACAGGUUGUUCUCCAAAGGAGUAUGGAACCAGUACAGUCUUUUCUCCUAAGAAGCAAAUGCCAUCUCCCUCUCAAUCCAAGUCUUGUGGCAAAAGACUUGAAUAUUAAGUCUUGUUCCUUCUUUAGUUCUAAUGCUGUUCCCCUCAAAGUCACAAUGGUGAAUGCUGAUCCGAUGGGGGAAGAAAUUAAUGUCAUGUUUAAGGUUGGUGAAGAUCUCCGACAAGAUAUGUUAGCAUUACAGAUGAUCAAGAUUAUGGACAAAAUCUGGCUUAAAGAGGGACUAGACCUGAGGAUGGUCAUUUUCAAAUGUCUUUCAACUGGUAGAGAUCGAGGUAUGGUGGAGUUAGUCCCUGCUUCAGACACGCUCCGGAAAAUCCAGGUGGAAUAUGGUGUGACAGGAUCCUUCAAAGACAAGCCACUUGCAGAGUGGCUGAGAAAGUAUAAUCCCUCUGAAGAGGAAUAUGAGAAGGCUUCUGAGAAUUUCAUCUAUUCUUGUGCUGGAUGCUGUGUAGCCACUUAUGUUUUAGGCAUCUGUGACCGACACAAUGACAAUAUCAUGCUUCGAAGUACAGGACACAUGUUUCACAUUGACUUUGGCAAGUUUUUGGGCCAUGCACAGAUGUUUGGUAGCUUCAAAAGGGACCGCGCUCCUUUUGUGCUGACCUCUGACAUGGCCUAUGUCAUCAAUGGGGGUGAAAAGCCCACUAUUCGUUUCCAGCUGUUUGUGGACCUCUGCUGUCAGGCCUACAACUUGAUAAGGAAACAAGCAAAUCUAUUUCUUAACCUCCUUUCACUGAUGAUUCCUUCAGGAUUGCCAGAACUUACAAGUACCCAGGAUUUGAAGUACGUUAGAGAUGCCCUGCAACCACAAACUACAGAUGCAGAAGCUACCAUUUUUUUUACUAGGCUGAUUGAGUCAAGUUUGGGAAGCAUUGCCACAAAGUUUAACUUCUUCAUUCACAACCUUGCUCAGUUGCGCUUUUCUGGUCUUCCCUCCAACGAUGAGCCCAUCCUUUCCUUUUCACCCAAAACAUACUCCUUUAGACAAGAUGGUCGAAUCAAGGAUGCCUCUGUUUUCACUUACCAUAAGAAAUAUAAUCCAGACAAACAUUAUAUUUACGUGAUUCGAAUUUUGAGGGAAGGACAGCUUGAACCAUCAUUUGUUUUCCGGACAUUUGACGAGUUUCAGGAACUUCACAAUAAGCUCAGUAUUAUUUUUCCACUUUGGAAGUUACCAGGUUUUCCCAACAGGAUGGUUUUAGGAAGAACACAUAUAAAAGAUGUAGCAGCCAAAAGAAAAAUUGAGCUGAAUAGUUACUUACAGAAUUUGAUGAGUGCUUCAACCGAUGUAGCAGAGUGUGAUCUUGUCUGUACUUUUUUCCACCCUUUACUUCGUGAUGAGAAGGCAGAAGGAGUAGCAAGGUCUGCAGAUGCAGGUUCCUUCAGUCCUACUCCAGGCCAGAUAGGAGGAGCAGUGAAAUUAUCGGUGUCGUACCGAAAUGGUACUCUUUUCAUCAUGGUGAUGCACAUCAAAGAUCUUGUUACUGACGAUGGGGCCGACCCAAAUCCAUAUGUCAAGACAUACCUACUUCCAGAUACUCAUAAGGCAUCCAAGCGUAAAACGAAAAUUUCACGAAAAACUAGGAAUCCGACAUUCAAUGAAAUGCUUGUGUACAGUGGCUAUAGUAAAGAAACACUAAGACAGAGGGAGCUUCAACUAAGCGUGCUCAGUGCUGAAUCUCUGCGGGAAAAUUUUUUCUUGGGCGGAAUCACUCUUCCUUUGAAAGAUUUCAACUUGAGCAAAGAAACAGUUAAGUGGUAUCAGCUGGCUGCAGCAACCUAUUUGUAAGGGAGUGGACCUCUGCGCUUUGUAAGCAAGAACCGUCAUCAAUGUGCACACACAGAUGCCUGUGAACUUUUUGUCCUUGGACACAAAUUGUAAAGUAACUGUACUGGCUGCAUUUCAACAUGACUAUUGGACCCAUAGUUCUAUAACUGACAUUUAUGAAUUUGUUGAAGCCUUUGCUGUUUUUAAAAUCAUUAAAUAGAAUGCCAGAAACCCUAAGCUUGGGGAUGACUGAGUUGGUGAAGGGUCAAUCAUCUUGAAGGAUUCAGAGUAAUAGCUUUAGCUUGGUCUGAGUGUGGUGUGUAGCUCAGCCACCCAUUUGUCAUAGUUUCUGGCACAGCCACAGCAUGUUUCCCUGUUGUUUUUCUUUCACUCUUCACCGCUAGUAUAUGUUUGCAGACACCAAAGGAAGGCAGAGGUGCAGGAUCUUACCAGAAAAUGUAGCUACUAAUUCACAAGGCUGAAACGCAAAGCACAACUACUCCGAGAAUGUGUUAAGAACUACUAAGUAGUUUAUCGAAGUAGGGAAAAACAAUAUCGCUUUAUAUCAAGUCUUUAAAAUCUCUUUCAGAGUAAGUGCCGAUCACUGAAGUUGUAAAUACUGGUGCCUUAACUUCUUAUGCUUCCCUGGCACUGCAUUCUGAUUUUGUUCCUGACUUGAUAAGUAAAUAUAAGGAGUUUUCACUAAUUUCAACGUAAUACAGACAAGAAACUAUGUACUCUGCUUUUCAUGCUGGAGCUUUCCAUUACUUCUGUUGUAAACAGUCAUUUCUGUUUUUAUGGCCAUAACUCAAUGAGGUCCACUAAACCCCAUCAUUCCAUUAUGAUUCUAUUUAUUUCUAGGAGUGAGUUAAAAAUGGUGAAUUUAUCUCCUUUUAUUUGUACUCCUUUCCCUUGUUAAACCAGUAAAGUAUGUCCAUUCAUGUACCAUUGCUGUUCCCAGGAAGAUCUCUCAGUAGGGCAAACCUUCACAAUAGUCCUUGGACAAUAAUUCUAGGGUCCAGACUGAAUGUAAUGUAGAUAUUAAGGCAAAGUUUGUCUGGGAAGCCGCCUUACUUGCACUUGUAAACAUUGUACGUGUGUAUGAAUUACUGUCCAGUGUAGGGGGAUCACAAUCAUAAAGAACAUGAUUCAGACUGGUUUUAUAGGAACUACUAAGAUCCAUUUUUCUUAGUCAGUCAAUUUAAUAGUUUUUGUUAUGCUGUAUAGUUCUCACAGUUAAAAGAGAAAGUCAGGCACACUUAAGUCAUAAGAGACCCUAAUGGUCUAGCUGCCGUGAGACAGCUGAUGGAAUGGAGAGAACCAAGAGAGGAAAGAGAGUCCCUAACUCCGUUUAGCCUGGAGCGGAACAUUUACGUGUGUGUCUCAUGAAAAUGGUGACACCUGCGGAGCAGAAAUAGUCUAGGUGAAGAGGUAUUUGUGGGACAGGAUACGAAAUACAAAAACCAAAAACCAAACUUGAACUUUGGUGGUGCCUAACACUAAUGGUCUGUUUGUGGGAAGCCCUGUGAGUAUGAUAUAUGAAUGUAUUUAUAAUGUUAAGAUUUGUUGUCGGUUUAAUAAGUUACUUAAAAUACAGAUCAAGUACUUCAUUUGUUUGUUUUUUCCAGUUCACAUUUCCAUCAAUAGUGUAAGUAGCUUAGAGAAGUACUAAUUACUAUCCCAUAAUAAUUUGGAUCCAUUCCAUGAGUUGUCACUUUGUCACUGUAAAAAACGAUACUGUCCAGUGAAAGAUCAUUGGCACUUUGCCGCCUGUUGCAACAGUGUGUCUUAGCACAGUUAAUAGAGCUAGAAACUGUGAUGCCACUUGUCCAUUACAAGAAAUCUGAAUUCUUUUUAAAAGUGUAUAUUAUGAUUAAUAUUGUACAGUUCACUAGAGAUCAUAACAAGUGGUAAUGUUCUCUUAAUUUAACUCAUGUUGUGUCUUCAGUCAUUAAAAACUUGUGUAUACAUUUUACAUGUAUUUUAAUAAUAUAAGUUAUUUCUUUGUGAAAUCUUUAUCCCUUACUCCCCCCCAAAGGGGGGGGAGAGCCUUUUUUGCACUAUUAUGAUCAAUGUGUUUUAAAUCAGCUGUUUUAAGAACAUUUUCUUAAAAUUGAUAAUUAAAAUAUAUCCAAAAAUAGGAGCUUAAACAAACUGACACUAAUUAUUAUGUGUAAUCACAGUAUUUUUUACCAGGUAAAAAUAAUAUGCUGCAUAAAAGUCCUGCACCAGAAGAAUUCUUUCCAUUCAUUGGUAAUUUUGAGAUUUUAUAAUAAUUGUUUAUUCUAAAAACUGUAUUCUCUCUACUAAAGAAACUGUCACCCUUGCACUGACAUUUUUAUGGAUGCCUUUAUAUGAACCGACAGGUAUCUCAACAUCAGGGCACACGUGGCCUCUGAGAAAACAUCUUUUCAAACCAGAGUUGGAUAAAAAUUGUAAUGCCUUAACUUAGUUAUUCUUUCUAGGACUCAAGGACUGUGGCGUUUAAAUCCGAAAAUAUUCACUUUUGAUACUUAGGCCGGAUUAAAAGGGACUAAAGCCACACUACCACAAUCCAUAGACUUACAUGCUGUUUGACUAGUAGUGCAAAUAUUAACAAAUAUGGCAAUUAGUCUCAUUUCUAAGAACCAAAUACUUUAAUGAUUAAGGUAUAACUAAAGAUGUAUAGUAUCUUACUAUAUUUUUAUUAAUACCUUGAAUAUAUUCAGAGGAUUGAAUGUGAAGCGUCAUAACUGUACUGCCAUUCUGUUCACAUCUUUCUGGAAUAAAGUCUGCUGUUGUUUCUUU
Messenger RNA from Erinaceus europaeus (western European hedgehog), 8025 nucleotides. RefSeq names its product phosphatidylinositol-4-phosphate 3-kinase catalytic subunit type 2 alpha (gene PIK3C2A). Lineage: Eukaryota; Metazoa; Chordata; Mammalia; Eulipotyphla; Erinaceidae. Gene Ontology annotation, biological process: phosphatidylinositol 3-kinase/protein kinase B signal transduction; cell migration; phosphatidylinositol-mediated signaling. Bases 211 to 5259 code for a protein of 1682 amino acids. The transcript is spliced from 33 exons. Gene Ontology annotation, molecular function: phosphatidylinositol binding; 1-phosphatidylinositol-4-phosphate 3-kinase activity; 1-phosphatidylinositol-3-kinase activity. Gene Ontology annotation, cellular component: cytoplasm; phosphatidylinositol 3-kinase complex; plasma membrane. The record is from RefSeq and is a predicted model, not a curated record.